Messenger RNA from Geodia barretti, 2067 nucleotides. Lineage: Eukaryota; Metazoa; Porifera; Demospongiae; Tetractinellida; Geodiidae. The record is from the annotation of a GenBank genome assembly.
CGUGUUAGUUUAGCGGAGGUGUGGCUUGGUGAUAAAAAGAUGGAUGCUUCAUCUCAGUUUUGUAUCUAGGGCUGUACGGGAAGUGCUCGAAUCUGCCGCGAUCGCCUUCCGAAGACGUCUCCUGAAGCUCCUACCACUGAUACCAAGUGGAGAUUAUCCCUCUUCCCAGCUCUCUAAAGCAUAAGAGGGCUUGAUCCUCGAAAAACCUUUGUUCAGUAGCUCGCUUCGGACUGGUGGAGGUGCGAUGUCUGUUUCGGAGCCACCAGAGAGUCCGGCUCCCGCCCCCGCCCCGACUGAAGGGGAAGAAGAGCUCACUACCACAGGGAGAAUAGUCAGCAGUGUGCGGUGUCCGGCCUCCAAGAGGCUGGGUAUGGCUGAUGUCUACACCAGCAAAGGGAAGCCUGACCCCGACAUUCUCAAGUCUCAUUUCAUUCACGAGGGAAGGUUAGAGGAGGAGGUGGCCAUUAGAAUCAUCCAGGAUGGGACUGAGAUCCUGAGACAAGAGGAGACGAUGCUGGCAGUGGAAGCUCCAGUCACAGUCUGUGGCGACAUCCACGGCCAGUUCUACGACCUCAUGAAGCUCUUUGACGUGGGGGGCUCCCCCGAAACGACUCGCUAUCUCUUCCUGGGAGACUAUGUUGACAGAGGCUACUUCUCUAUAGAGUGUGUGCUGUAUCUAUGGACGCUGAAGAUCUGCUACCCCAACACACUGUUCAUGUUGAGAGGGAAUCACGAGUGUCGGCAUCUCACGGAGUACUUCACCUUCAAACUAGAGUGUAAGAUCAAGUACUCUGAGACUGUGUAUGAUACGUGUAUGGACUCAUUUGACUGCCUCCCACUGGCGGCCAUCAUGAACCAGCAGUUCCUCUGUGUCCACGGUGGUCUCUCCCCCGAGGUCUUCGGUCUGGAGGACAUCAAGAACUUGGACAGGUUCAAGGAGCCGCCAGCGUUUGGUCCCAUGUGCGACCUCCUCUGGUCUGACCCUCUGGAGGACUUUGGCACUGAGAAACCAACUCAGGAGAACUACAGCCACAACUCCGUCCGGGGAUGCUCCUACUAUUACAGCUACAAUGCCUGCUGCGAGUUCCUUCAGAGGAACAACAUGCUGUCCAUCAUCAGGGCUCACGAGGCCCAGGACGCGGGCUACAAGAUGUACCGCAAGAGCCAUGCCACCGGUUUCCCCUCCCUCAUCACCAUCUUCUCCGCACCCAACUACCUCGACGUCUAUGGGAACAAAGCGGCGGUACUCAAGUAUGAGAACAAUGUGAUGAACAUCCGCCAGUUCAACGCAGUGGAGCAUCCAUACUGGCUGCCCAACUUCAUGGACGUCUUCACCUGGUCCCUGCCCUUUGUAGGAGAGAAAGUGACGGAGAUGCUAGUGAAUGUUCUUAGUCUGAAAGAUGACGACCUUCGUGAUGAAGGGGACGACCUCAUUAAGCCUGGAUCAGAGGAGGCGAAAAGUCUGGCCGUGAGGAAGGAGGUGAUCAGAAACAAGAUCAGAGCUGUUGGAAAGAUGGCGCGAGUCUUUGCUGUUCUCAGAGGGGAGAGAGAAGAGGUCCUGGCAUUGAAGGGACUAACACCCUCAGGUCAGCUACCAGUUGGUGUCCUAUCAGAGGGAAAGGCUGGACUUUCAACAGCCAUUCUAGAGUUGAAGGCAAAGAUCCACAGCUUCAGCGACGCCCGGAAACUGGAUAGGGUAAACGAGCGCAUGCCCCCUCGUCGAGACUCAAUGAUCAGCUUAUCCAGCGAGCCAGCAGAGAGCCCCAUGUCUGUCACGUCUGAGAGGAAAUUCACAUACUAACAACACCACUAGCUCAUUAUUGUAACGAUAGACACUUCCAGCACUCUCACUCCGUACACACACACACACCACAAUCAAAAUAUUAUAGAUCUUUUAGUUUUUGUAUGCCUUAAUCUAUAUAUUAUUGUAUAAUUAUAAUGAAUGUGUGUGUUGACUGUGUGUAUAAUUAUCAUGUGAGUUUCUCUAGUUAUGUCAACAGCUUUUAAACUUACAAAACAGCACUUUUGACAGUAAAAAAAUAUUUAAUUGACGAGCCAACCCAGCUA